GAGUUUACUGGAGAUUGUCAGGUCUGUGACGGCAUGGGUCUCAUUCUGAGUUGGUUUCGAGGCCCUCGCGAGCCUGUUGACUUACUGGAUAUCUCUGUGGAAACGCAGGUCACAUCUAUUGAUGAGCCAGUGUCGAUCCCUGCAGAAUCUGAGGUUCAGUUCGAGGACACUACACCUGUAGCCACAGAGACUCAUAUUGUAGCUCAGCCUGUUGAGAUUGAAACCAAGUGUGAAGAUGAAGCUGAGCUUCCUGCUGAGGAUCCUGUAGUAGAGAUGCCAGUGCCAGAGAUGGUGACUACAGCUGAAACUGUUGCUGCGGUUGAAACUGUGACAGAAACAGUAGUACCUGAAGUUGAGCCUGUUGCUGAUGCUGCAGUGGAAGUCGGUGUCUUGGAAGAACCUGCUGUUGAAGCCGAAGCCAUAACUGUUGAAAAUGAGCCUGCUGAAGUCAACACAGAAGUCAUGGAGGAUGUACACGCAGAGCCUGAACCAGAAGAGUUUCCAGUGGAAGCUGCGAUACCUGCAGAAGCUUUAGUGGAGCCAGAGCCUGAGCAGAAGCAGCAGCAGCCAGUCCUACUGGAAGAACCAACGCCUUCGGUCGAGUCCAAAAGUGACCCCAUCGCUGAAGUAUGUGUUGUGACUGAGUCAGUAGCGGUGGACCCCAACCGUUGAAGAGGAGCAGACUCCUGAAACAACAACAGAUGCCCCCGAGGUUCUAUCAGAGUGUCAUGAAACGAUUCCUCCUCCUGAGCCUGAGCCUCUGCCUGUGCCUGUAGCAAAGAUUAUACAAGCUCAAGAUGAAAUUAUGCCACAAGUAGAAACUGAAACUAUAAAGGAGUUGGCAGUGGCUGGUGGCCUAACUUUGGAUGCCAUAAAUGGAUGUCUGGGAGCUACCAAAGUUGCAAUUGAAGGUUAAAGUGCCUAUGUUUCAUAGGACAUAAAAAGUUGGCGAAACAUGAAACAUUGCAAAGUGCCUUUCUGUACUGAUUCUCUCCUCAUCUAUGACAAGGAUGUGUGGCUGUUCUUCGCUGGUGGAGUUUUUCUGAGCUUCUGGCUAAUUUUCUUCAGUUUCCAUAUGCAUGUACAGUAGAAUUUGAUGGCGUUAUAUACAUUACAUACGUAGUAAAGUAAAAUGGAAGGGUGUUGCAAAUGUAUAUGUUUUUACUUGGACCCUUUUGUAAAGUGGAAUGAAUACUCCUUGUUCUAUUUGAUUAAAUGAUUUGUAGUGGAGUGCUUUGGAGCACGAUUUCAGACUAUACCAUCACAACAUCUCUUCUGUGCUUAUUUCAACCAUCCACAUGUGCCUUUUCCAAAUGAUAAAUAAAGGGAGUUUGAGGAUAAUUAGUCUUCCCAAAUUUA
Messenger RNA from Carassius auratus (goldfish), 1359 nucleotides. Its product is annotated as major latex allergen Hev b 5-like. The record is from RefSeq and is a predicted model, not a curated record. Lineage: Eukaryota; Metazoa; Chordata; Actinopteri; Cypriniformes; Cyprinidae. The coding region runs from base 34 to 672 and encodes 212 amino acids. The transcript is spliced from 11 exons.